Bombus terrestris (buff-tailed bumblebee) is the source of this 6449-nucleotide messenger RNA. Its product is annotated as serine-rich adhesin for platelets. Bases 1164 to 5393 code for a protein of 1409 amino acids. The transcript is spliced from 6 exons. Gene Ontology annotation, cellular component: PRC1 complex. The record is from RefSeq and is a predicted model, not a curated record. Gene Ontology annotation, molecular function: promoter-specific chromatin binding. Gene Ontology annotation, biological process: negative regulation of transcription by RNA polymerase II. NCBI's taxonomy places the organism in Eukaryota, Metazoa, Arthropoda, Insecta, Hymenoptera, Apidae.
GCAUCUCGUUCGGAAGAUCGAUCCGAUCGUUGUGUACAGGCCUUUACUUAGGCGCGUCCCUUACAUUCGCGACACGUGCUGCACUCGGAGAAUAGUCGCAACAAAGUGUCCAAGCGCAAACGAAGGCGAACGAUCGAACGAGAACUUAGUAGAUCCGUGAGAGACUGGCAGAGAACAAGAUAAAACGGGAGAAACAGACUCGGAGAAUUUAAAGAUCCCCUUUAGCUUCUAUCUCUGUGACGACCGCGUGAAACGACGUCGUUAACUUGUUGACCGGGGAAGACGAAUUGACACGUCGUUCGAAUAAUAUUUUUAUCUAGAUUUGCCCCGUCUCUUUAUCUACGAAGAUUUCUUCGAUUCGGCUGGUCGUUUCGCUGUUAAUUUUUAACAGAGUAAUUAUAGAAACUCGCGGUUAGGAGACACGCCGUUUAACAGGUUAACGCGCGUAGAUUCGCCGUGGCAAACGCAAUGACGAGCGACGUUACGAAUUGAACGUAAUUCUCCGCCAUAUCGUUCCGUCCUCGAGAUCUCGUUCGUACACGGAGACCGGCCAAGACGCUUAGGAUUCGCAGAACGAUCUGGAAACGAGCGAGGCUAAUUUCUUGGCAACGAUAGCGAUAGCGCCUAACCGACUUAUCGCUGGCUCUCUGCGAAAUACCACGAUAUUCGAUCAAUACGUGCAGGUAUUCGACGCACAGGGUGCACACGCGUUUCAUUCGCGUGGAAAGGGGCUGCUGUUUGGCGGUUUCACUGCGUCAGGCGGCGAGUGGAAAAACCGAAAGGACGAAUUUCUAGACGGGGAGAAAGCACAAGGAUAAAACGCACCCGUAGACCUACGGGUGGUUGAAAGCUAAAUGGAGGGGACAACGAGGCAACGGGAUUCUACCUACCUGAGGAACCUUCGGGAAAGUGGGCUAAACACUGUGACACGGCCCAACCGUCUCCUAUGUCAUGCGAUUUAUCUGCAAAACUAGCAAAUUAUCGUCGUGAACGUUUCGUUAUCGUCGCUCACGGAUGAGCCAGCUGCUCUUCGAAAGAAAACACCGCAUAACGAUAAAUACAUAUCGCAUUUGGAAUUCUAAUCUAUUUGUUUCGUCGUUCGAAGUACGAGUUAGAGUAUAGGCACGUACUAUCACCGACAAUUCGGUGGCGCAAUAAGAAAAAUGUCGGGAAUGGGUAAAAGGACGUAUCUUCGCGAGGUGAACCCCUACCUUAUUUGUCCGUUGUGCAUAGGAUAUCUUAUAGACGCGACUACCGUCGUCGAGUGUUUACAUUCGUUUUGCAGGAGCUGUAUCCUCAAGCAUCUCAACAGGGAAGCUCACUGUCCUUCGUGCAAACAUGUUCUCAACAAAGCCAAGCCGAACAUCAAGGCGGACAAGGCGUUGCAAGAUAUCGUGUACAAAUUGGUACCCGGACUGUAUCACAAAGAGAUGCGCAGGAGAAGGGAAUUUUACAAAAAACAUCCUGAACAUGCGGAUUUAGCGACACCGGAACAACGCGGAGAAGACGUGAGCGGAAGGUUGAUCUUCGCUCCAGAAGACGCAGUUAGCUUAAGCUUAGAAUAUCUACCGCCCGGGGCAGAUCCUCUGACCAUCCUUCUUAGCACUAACGACGAGACCAACAACUCGAACGCAUCUAACAAUCAAAGUAAUAGCAGUAACAACGGUAAUAAUAAUGUCAAUAACAACGGCAUCGGCAAUCACAGCGCAAAUACAACGAGUAACAGGCGCUACCUUCAGUGUCCGGCACUUGUGACUAUCGCGCAUUUAAAGAAAUUCCUAGCAUUGAAAUACAGCGUCGAUAUGACGAGAUACAACAUCGAAAUUUGCCAUCGACGUGCCCCGCUUCCGGAACACUGGACCCUUAUGGACGUCGCUUACAUUUACGCGUGGAAAAGGAACGCACCGAUGCGAUUUUUUUACCGAGUAGCGUUGGAAGAACAGAGAUUAGAGGCACCUCCUCACGACAGGCCAUCCACGCCAGGUUUAGGUGCUAGUUUGCCUCCUGUUGACGCAGUAAGACGGGAUGACGAUAAUUCGCAGAAUCCUGAGAACAGUAUCGAAUCUAAGCCGGAAACAGAGCCUUUGAACAAUACCGAGCAGAAACCUGCGUUGGACAAUCAGAGCAAAGUCUCGAACGAGAAACCGCGCUCUCCGAAUGAUCAAGCGCCCGCGAAUGAAACCAAGGAAGCGACUAGUAAAGAGCAACAACCGUCGAGUACAGUAACAACGUCGACAAGCACGACGUCGACGACGGUUUCUGUAGCGUCGACAAAUAGCACAUCGACGACGACGGCAACCGACACGAUUGCCUCGUCCACGUCCACGUCCACGUCUACGUCCACGUCCACGUCCACGUCCACGUCAAAUAGCGAAACUAAACAAAUUAAAACACCUAUUAAAAUAUUGAAGAAUCCAGACGGAAGGUACGAAGUCUUAAGGAGUCCGCCAGGUAGUUGGAAUUCGAAAGAACAGAAUGCUAGGAGUAUCGAAACGAAACCAUCGAAUCCAGAAUUUAGUGUCGUGAGUAUAGGCAGUGGUCAGAAUUCGAACGGAGUGAAGAUCACGUUGAAGCAAUGUACGCCGAACAAUUCGAGUCCGAACAAGCCGAAAGUUAUCAGCAACGUGUUACUGCAUUGCGGUCAGGUUGACAAAGACAACCCUGAUUCGUUAGUGAUUCAGCAGCUGCACAGAGAUAAAGAGAAACGUCAGACAGAAAAGCAGGAGAAACAAAAGAGGAGGGUAACUUUCGUGGAACGAUCUGUCCCUGAGAAGACGGUGACCAGUAACGCGUUAAAGAGUAUACAGAAGAAACCAGGGGAACAGCAGGAGAAGAAACAGUUCCUCCAAGGUUUUCAAUUAACAGCCAGGGAGUCAGCAUCCGAAAUGGCUUUAGAGUCUUCCUCUAAGUUUAACGAAGCGAAUACCAACAAUGAGACGAAUGAGACGCGAAACAAGGGCAAUGCCGCGCCGAAGAAGGAGGACGGUAUAGCGACAGAGACUUUGAAUAAUGUAAAUGAGAACUCAAAGAAUAAGAGCAACAACGAGAACAUUGGGGUAAAUGCGAGUGGUAAUGCUGCGAGUGCGAGUAAACGGAUUGCAACUAUGGCCGGAAUUGGCAACGCGCGAGUGAAUGCAAAUAAACAGUGCGGUGACGUAGAUAUGUGCACAUUUGGAUACUCGAAGAAUACGAACGUAGGUAUGAACAUCAACGUAAAUAGCAAUCCCGCGAAGAUGGAUGUGUAUACGUUUUCCAACGACCCACCGGUAGUUCCCGCGGGAGCUGUGAAAAGGAAAUGUCCGCCAGGUCUACCGAUCUUCGAUAUCAAGAGAAAGAAGCAACAGCAUAUUUCGAGCCAAGCGCCGAAGAAGCAAACUCAAGUACAUCCGCCUGCAGUCGUGCAAAACAACGCCAAGUCAUCUCGAAAACUUCCAAUGGAGCACGUUAUUCCGGGGAAACGAGCCACGAACAUAGUCGGAGAAGCUGGCCCUAGUCGAGCACCCACGACACCAAGCUCGAAACCUUCGCCGACUCCGGUACUUUCCAACGACACAAGGAAUAUAUUAGACGGUUGCGGAUUGAACAUUCCUGCGAGUCUCAGUAUAACUCUGACAGCGCCAAAAUCACCCGCGAACAAUGUUGGAUUUACCGAACCAAAUGAUUCCAAAGAUAAUCGAAAGAAUACGCUGGGAAAAGUAAAUCCCAGUAUAACUCUUAACGAUAGAUCGGUCGAUCCACGAGUACUGAAAGCCUUGAAGACGGGACAGAUUAGAAUGCCCGCACCGUCGAAACCAAGGCAGCCUAAGCAAUCGGAACGCGAUGCGAACCAACAACGGCAGGCGUCGUCCGCUAAACGGGAAAGGGACCAGGAAUCGAGAGACAUUUUGGAUCUCAGCGGAGGGAAGAAGAUGGACAUACAUCCGUUGAGAAUACCACAGCCAGUGACGAAACUUAAAGCAAAAUCGACGAUCAGAGAAAUGCCAAAUAUCUCGGAUCAGGGACAAGUUGUAACGCUCGUUGGUGGCCAUAGAUAUUAUCGUGCGCCACCAGGUUCCUUGACUCCAGCAGCGCAUAGAGUGAACGAUUGUCCGCUUCCAACGCCUUCGAGAACACCAGUUUACGCUCCUGGAUUCUCCAGUCCUUUAAGCAACAGCAGGUACAACACAAAUCUUUCAUCCGUUUUUCCCAGUCUGCAAAGUCUGUAUGCCUUGAGCCAAGCACCGAAUCUUCAGCAGUUUCAGACAGACGCAAGGCUAAGGCUACCUCGAGGGACGGACACGAAUUCCACCAUAUCUAACAACGAUAAUCGAAAUGUGAACGCUAAUGUAUCCGGGAAAAGUCAUCUAGCUGCCCAGUGCGCGCCAGUGAAACCGGUAAGAUCGUCUGUGGCGCCUUUGGCUGUUGCGAUAACUAAACAACAACAACAACAACAACAAUCGAACGAUAAAUCAACAUGUAUAAACAAAUCUGCCUCGAAUGAGAUUAAUAAAACACCUGUGUUUCGCGGUAACGAAUCUCUCGACUCCACGGAGUCUGGUCAACAAUUGUCCGUCCAAACCAAGUACUCGUCGGCCGCGGAAGCUAAUAAUCGAUACUCGCCGCGAGCUACCAAUAACAGUAACGUGAACAAUGAAAGCAAAACGUCUACUGAAGCGACUCGUGAUUCUAAUUUGGAAACUAGUAAUGAUACGAGAAAGGAACCGGACAAUUCGUCACGGCAGACGCCUCAUCGCGAAGCAGCCAGUCCAAGAGUAUCAUCUACGGCUUCUCCAUCACCACCACCUGGAGAUACUAACGCGAAUACGAUUAACGAAACUACCAGCGGUCAUACCGAUAAUACGAAUACCGCUUCCAAUGGAAUAGACAAUGAUAUACCUGCACCGAGUCCGACGAAGAAGAACAACGUAGGCGCGGAGGUAUCGAGUAGCAAAUCGCCUGCUAGUCCAGACUCUAGUUCAGUAACUAUCGAAAGUCCUUCCAGCAAAAGCUGCACGACGGUGGAGCAAGGAUGUCCUUCUCCCUCACAAACGUCAGAUACGGUCAAAUCGUCGGAGAAUUCGACAAAGGUUGAGAAUAACGUCACAGAAGACUCGACGAACGAUAACGAAAACAAAGCUUCCACCAAGCAACCUGCCACGAAACAAUUGACUUCGGAGAUGUUUCAAAAAAGGUUGCUGGCUGCGUUUCCUUCCAACGAAUGGGCAAAUAAUCCGAUAGCUGCGGAACAUUUAGGCAAUUUCUUGAAAAGUUUGAACGCGUCGAUCAAAUCAGAGAAUAAAAUGGAUAGCAGGGGAUCGGAGAAGGUCGAGAGCCAACUCGCGUGCAACGAUGCAACGCGUUUAAAUAACGAAGUGUCAUCGAAAUCUCGAACAGACGUUGCCGAAUCAUCGUAAAUACAAGAAUUGAUUUAAAGAUGAAUCGAACACUUCCUGUUUAAACGAAGAAUACAUCAACUACAUCACUGCCAGAUACCAAUGUAAUGUUAUUGAAUGACUCUUAGCGUGGAUAUGAGUACCAAUACCUAAUAAUUGAAAUGCUUUAAGGUCUUAUUAGGGGAAUGCGGCAUACGCAUGCCGUACGAUACAGGGAAAAUACAGCACAGAUGCUGGAAAUUUUAUUUUUUCAAAUUUUUUAAGGCCAUACAUCCCUCAAGAAAUUUCAUCCAUAUGUGUAGUUGCUUUGUCGAAACAACAAUGUUCCACGAGUCGCUCGAUUUCAACUAAAAAUAUCAUUUUAAGUGAUUAAUGGAAAAAAAUAUUUUUAUCAAAUAUGAUUGGUAUUAUUCGUAGAUUGAUUUUAUUUCUAAUGUGAAAAUUGUUCCUACUUCGGUCCAUACUAUGGUUAUCCAAAAGCGCAACGUUCAUCAAAGUACCUCGCAAUUGUGUAAAAAUUCCAUGAUUCCAAACUCCAAAUUCCAAACUCCAUGAUUGACUACGUGAAAUGCAAUGCUAAUCAGCACAACGAAAAACCGAAUAGCUUAUACCGAACUUGCUUUCCUAUUCGUUUAACAAUUAUAAAACGUGUACGUAAUAAGAAACACAGGGACCGAAAUUAAGAAAGAAAUAAAGUCGAAGAAACUAGAUACAAUUAUUUGCGUAACGUAUGAAUGAUAUCUAUGCUGUUGUUAUUUCAUUAUUUACUUUUGAGUUACGUUUUACUAUGAGUUAUUAUUAUGUAUAUGUUGUAUAAUAAUUGUUAUGUUAUGCGACUGUAUUAUAUUAUAUAUAUUAUUUCUUUAUAUGUAUAUAUUUAUUGCGCUGAUAUGUCGUCUUUACAAGAUGUGCGCAAAAUCCUAUUACUUUGUAAGAUUCAAUUUUAAUCGAUCGAAAAUUCGUGUGAAUGUACAUCGUUCAAAUUUUAAAACACAAUGCAUGCAUGUUGAUUUUUAAACGACAAGAAACUGACAUGUAAUAACAAAAGGAUAUAUCAUUAUAUACUUAAACUAAAAA